CACUGCUCACGGGAUGUGGAAUGCUGUGGAGACCAGCUUUGCGUUUGGGGUGAGUGCAGGGAAUCCACUUCAAAAGGAGAGAACGGCACCAUUUGUGAGAACCAACACGACUGUAACCCUGGAAUGUGCUGUGCUUUCCAGAAAGAACUGCUGUUUCCUGUGUGCACUCCAUUACCUGAAGAAGGUGAACCCUGCCAUGAUCCUUCAAACAGACUUCUCAACCUGAUCACCUGGGAACUGGAACCCGAUGGAGUACUUGAGCGAUGCCCAUGUGCAAGUGGCUUGAUCUGCCAACCUCAGAGCAGCCACAGCACUACAUCUGUGUGUGAACUGUCUGCCAAUGAAACCAGGAACAAAGACAAAGAAGGUCCCGUAAUCAUGGAAGAAAUGCCGUUUCUCAGCUUGAUACCCAGAGAUAUUCUUACUGAUUAUGAAGAAAGCAGUGUCAUUCAGGAAGUGCGUAAAGAGUUAGAAGGGCUGGAGGAACAAGCAGGUUUGAAGCCUGAGCCUGACCCAGCUCAUGACCUGUUUCUGGGAGAUGAAAUUUAAAAGUCUGAACACCAGACAGUUUAGUUAGUUAUUUCUAGAAAUUUUUGUCUAGUGUCUUGCUUAUAUAAACCCUAAACACAUACUGCUGGAUAGAAGUGCAAUAAACAAGGUCUUCAAUGAGCAUC
Molecule: messenger RNA, 674 nt
Organism: Leptosomus discolor (cuckoo roller)
Lineage: Eukaryota; Metazoa; Chordata; Aves; Leptosomiformes; Leptosomidae
Source: RefSeq, a predicted model, not a curated record